This is a messenger RNA of Fusarium venenatum, 1242 nucleotides long. RefSeq lists its product as uncharacterized. The record is from RefSeq and is a predicted model, not a curated record. NCBI's taxonomy places the organism in Eukaryota, Fungi, Ascomycota, Sordariomycetes, Hypocreales, Nectriaceae.
AUGGAAGGCAACGAGGCUCCUCCCACUAGCUUGUCAACUUUGCCGGUUGAGAUGGGCCAUCACAUCGCCAGAUUCCUAGCCAAUCGCGAUAUCAAAUCACUACGCCUCACAUCUUCUUCGCUACGCGAUCGCUUCGCCUUGCGUUUAAAACGAGUCUUUGUCUCAGCAAGCCCCUGCAAUAUCAAGGUUCCCAAAGAAAUCAUCAUGAACGAAGGAAAUGAUGGUCUAAAAGGUCGGCCGUAUCAUGCUAUCCGUCAACUUGCUGCAGCCAUGUCACCAGCCGAGUGUUACCCACUCUUAUCCGAGUUGGUGCCUGGGGAAGAUCGUAUGUUAGAGUCUGGGGAGGAUGUCAAAGCAUUUGAGCAUACCCUCGGCAGAUUCCCUUCGUUCCGUCGAGUCACUAUCUCGACCAAAGCUCAUGAGAGACUAUUCAUGCCCAUGUACGAGACGCCCAUGAUUCGUUCAUUCCCGUAUGGCUUUGUGUAUCCCGUGCCUCGUUGUCGCUGGGAAACCCGGACCUCCGCCUUCUUGUGGAAAGAUGAGCAACUUGAGACCAAUCUAGAGUAUACUAUUGAUAGGCGCGGUGUGUGUAGCGCCCUGAGAAUCCUUGCAAGACAUGGAAGGCAUAACGUCUCCGAAUUCAUUAUCGAAGACCCGGUAGCGGAGGCGCCUCAUAUCCCUACCCCAUUCGAUGACCAAGGUCACACACUCACGGACUCUCUUUCACUCAUCCAGAGGCCCGGAUUUCGUAAACUAGAUCUAUAUGCCAACAAUUUGAGCUCGUGGUACGAAACUCUGGAGAAGGCCAAAAAUCUGAAGAGCCUUCGCAUCUCCAAUUGGAAGAGUCCUCACUAUUCAACCGAAGUUGCGUUUGUCUGGGAGCCAGAGCGGACAAAUGCUUACAAGAUUGGGCGUCAAGAUUUAAAUAUCGUUAUCACGGUCGUGGCCCCCUUAGCUUCCCUACGCUCUUUGGAGCUGUAUUGCGUCAUCUUUUUGAAUGAGGACAGGUUCGAGGACGAAACGUACAUGUACUGUUCGUUGAAUCCACACAACUUCCUCAAUGAGCUGAGGGGAACUGAAUGGCGGAGCCGGUCAUUGCGGCCAAAGGUCACCAUUCAGCUUGCCGAUGACGGCUGGGCGUACGGUAAGACACUGAAGCUUGACUCAGACAUCGACGAUUUUCUGUAUGGAGAUGGAGAAAACCCAUUUGUGCCGAGCAAGAUGGAGAUGGAUGAUAGUUGA